AUGGAGUUUGCGAUGAGAAAAUGCAUAUGCGUAUUGUUUAUGUGGGUAUUAAUGGAGUCCGUGAUGUCGUUUGGAUUGGCGUCCUCAUCCGCCAUUUGUGGACUUGAUUCCAAAGCUUUUCUUCACGAUCUCAAUCAUCUAUGUCCGUGUGCGGCCCCUUUCUUCUCUUCUCCUAUCCAGGUGGAUGGGGAAUCAUUAGAGAGAGUGAUGAGCUCCAGUCAGAAGAACGAGUAUACUGCUGUUUUAUUUUAUGCUUCCUGGUGCCCUUUCUCAAGCGUCUUUCAGUUGAAGUUUUCUACUAUGAGUUCCAUGUAUCCCCAGAUUAAACAUGUAAUGGUCGAACAAUCUUCAGCCAUGCCCAGUGUUUAUUCUAGAUAUGGGAUUCACAGCGUGCCUUCCUUGUUGAUGGUGAAUCAGACAGCACGAAUGAGAUAUCAUGGUCACAAAGAUCUCCAGUCGCUUAAAAAUUUCUAUAAAAGAGCCACAGGAAUGGAUCCACUGGUUGAUAUGGUUGAAAAUACAUCAAAAAAUCUAGGAAGUGGACACGACGCCCCCCAACUUUUGAAGCUGGCCUCAUUCAAGGAAACUCUCUUGAGGGAACCUUAUCUUGUACUCUCUGUAAUGUUCAUCUUUUUAAGGGUUUUUCUGUAUAUUUAUCCAGAAAUCGCAUCUCGUAUACAGACACUGUGGGCCGCUUACAUUCCUCAUCUCAAUUUGGGAGUUUUUGGUGAGUCAAAGCAGCUCUUAGGGCAGGUUCUCCAUCUGAUCGAUGUAAAGAGAAUUUGGAGCAAGAUCAAGAUUUGUAAAACUAGGAACUUCCACAAAGGGGCCAGAAAUGCUCGAGUUUGGGCAUCAUCUCUAGCCUCUGUGUCGUUGGGCAGGGCCUCGUCAUCUAGAGUUUAUACUUCAAAAGGCCUUUCGAAUUAG
This is a messenger RNA of Striga hermonthica, 927 nucleotides long. The record is from the annotation of a GenBank genome assembly. Lineage: Eukaryota; Viridiplantae; Streptophyta; Magnoliopsida; Lamiales; Orobanchaceae.